GAACCGCCGUAAUGGACGAUAAUUGGUGGAGAAGGAUUUAAAGCACUGUGCUUCAUGCGGUUCCGUUUGCUCUCUGGCGAUCCAUCUCCAGUCCACUGUGAUUCCCUCCGGCUAACCAGCAUCUCCUAAUCCACCCUCUCCAGUUUCCUAUACACUCUGUCUCACCCAGGGUCGCCCACCGCCUUCCCCGUUCUUCCCAUCUGCGACGGAUGGAUAGUAGGCCCGCGUCCACCCUGCGCACCCUCCAGACAUGGGCUGUCCCUUUCAGAGAGACAGUCCCACCCGUUCCAGAUCUUCCUGGUCGCCUACUGCCCCAGCCAUCUUCGUCUCCUCACAAUUCUGCCCUUGACAAUGCCCCGGACUACUCGGACUCGGACGACGAUGAUAGUAUCUGGCAAGCUAGACCUCGCGAACGCCAACCUCGGAGAUCUUCAGGCCAGCGCCUGCCCUACCAGCGAUCGUUUGUUAAGCCAACGUUCCAAUGGAUCAGAGGGGAGCUUCUUGGGAAAGGAAGCUAUGGACGGGUUUACCUUGCCCUCAACGCAACCACAGGGGAGGUCAUGGCAGUCAAGCAGGUCGAGCUACCAAAGACCCCCAGUGACAAGAUGAAGCCUCAGCAGCUAGACGUUAUGAAAGCUCUCAAAUUCGAGGGAGAUACCCUCAAGGACUUGGAUCAUCCCAAUAUUGUCUCUUACCUCGGGUUCGAAGAGAGCCAGGACUACUUGAGCAUUUUCCUGGAAUAUGUUCCAGGCGGUACAGUCGGGUCUCUCCUGGUAAAAAAUGGUCGACUGCGGGAGGAAGUCACCAAGUCAUGGCUUAGACAAAUUCUUCAAGGGUUGGACUACCUCCACGGUAAAGGCAUCCUUCACAGAGACUUGAAGGCGGAUAACAUCCUCGUCGACCAUUCCGGGGUUUGCAAGAUAUCAGACUUUGGUAUCUCCAAGAAGGCAGGGGAAAUUAAUCGUGCAAAAGCGCACACCGGAAUGAAAGGUACCAGUUUCUGGAUGGCACCAGAGAUACUGUCACCCGGAGAGAAAGGGUACGAUGUCAAGGUUGACAUCUGGAGUGUGGGCUGCGUGGCUGUGGAAAUGUGGACCGGUAAACGCCCAUGGUACGGCCACGAAUGGUGGCCUGUGUUGAUGAAGGUUGCUGAGGACAAGUCACCGCCCCCAAUCCCUGAGGAUAUACCGAUGGGUCAUCUGGCACAGAGUUUCCACAAUCAAUGUUUUCGCCCAGAUCCCGCCGACCGACCACAUGCCUCUGUGAUGCUUAAGCACCCUUACCUGGAAAUUCAAUCUCCCUGGGUGUUCAAUUGGGACGAUCUGGCCGACAAUUCGAGACCGCCACGGAUCUAUCCUGAGCUAGUCCCUCCAGUAGUCCGCGAGCGGACCGUAACCCAAUCCACAUUCAAAGCUAAUGGCCCACCUACAGAGAAGCCCAGGGCUCACAAACCCCCACUGGAGCCCCUCAAAAUUCCUGCGUAUGGACCCACAUCAACCCAAAGAAAACCCAGCGUCAAUGGGGCUGGACCUCCAGUCGUGUGGAUCACCCCUCCGAACACCCCACGGAGAACAGCCAAGCCGGAAGACUCUAGCGCUUCCACAAGUACCUCUGACGCAGCCCCUUGGAAGAGCACUUCUAAGCGUCGACUUGUCAUCGUCAACCCCGACCUUGACGACGACAUCGGACCCGCACCCCAGAAUACCCCACCGAAACCCAAGUUCGUGUACACACCGCCCCCUCUGCCGGACCCUCCUCAGCCUCCGUAUGCUUCUUCACCCCGACCCUUACGCCAUGCCGUUAGCACGAGUUUUGCUUCUGUGUCGUCGAUGGGAUCGAUUUCCUCGAAGGCGGGCUCACCCUCUCGCCCCCGUGCCCUGGUCGACCCAGGACUUUCUUCCACGCGGACACCCCCAAGGCCACUCCCGAACCCCUUGUCUCCUCCCCUAGGUCGGUCCCCUGCACCCCUCCCCGUCUUGCCCUCCCCUUCAAAGCGAAGGGGAUCCAGCCGCGACAGAUCACACACGGUACAUACUACCUUUGACGCCUCGGCCUCUAAAUUAUACGAGGAAGGUAAUCCAACCGCCAAAGCUUCUGUUCACAACCUCCCGAUCUCCUCUUCCGGCUCCCGCACCAUCCGCCGCCUUCCCAUCUCGCCUCAACAGUUGAACCACGGCAGACCUGCAACCACGACCACACCUUCGAUGCCAGGCUCCUCGACCCCUCGGCCACUGCGACCACAGAAAUCAGUCCCUGAUGUAUCCAUCUUUGCUUUCAGCCGCGACGCUUAUCAUUCCCGGCAUCAUCCUUCGUUCAAGUCGAAGAGCAAUCGUCCACUUUACACCUCACGCGGAAGCUUCGACUCGGAACCAGAAGAUAUCAACGGGGCAUCUGACAACGACAGUGUUUCUUCGACGUCUACGACUCAUACCAAGCAUCCGCAGCGAGGCGAAUCACUGUUGGCGAUGCGGCCACGGACGGAGGACGUGUAUAAAGAUUUAGAGGCUUGGUUCCCGAAUCAUGAUCUCGACCGGCCAGUGGAUGGCGCCGACACACCCGCCUCGGGAGCGCUGGAACCCAGGCAUCACAGGGUGGACGUCAGGAAGAGUAUUCGAAUGAUCGCCAAGGAGCAAAACAGGCGCUCUCAUAACGAUCCAGCUUCUUCUCGUCGGCGAACGAUGCUGUGGAACACACAUAUGGAAGAACUUUCGAGCGACAAGAGAAAGGACAGCAUGCCGCGCUUUUAG
Coprinopsis cinerea okayama7#130 is the source of this 2747-nucleotide messenger RNA. RefSeq names its product STE/STE11 protein kinase. Bases 210 to 2747 code for a protein of 845 amino acids. Gene Ontology annotation, molecular function: ATP binding; protein kinase activity. The transcript has 6 exons. The record is from RefSeq and is a predicted model, not a curated record. NCBI's taxonomy places the organism in Eukaryota, Fungi, Basidiomycota, Agaricomycetes, Agaricales, Psathyrellaceae. Gene Ontology annotation, biological process: protein phosphorylation.